This is a messenger RNA of Jatropha curcas, 1036 nucleotides long. NCBI's taxonomy places the organism in Eukaryota, Viridiplantae, Streptophyta, Magnoliopsida, Malpighiales, Euphorbiaceae. The record is from RefSeq and is a predicted model, not a curated record.
AUGAAUCUUUCAAAUUUGGAAGAGCUUCCAGAAACCCUCAAAAAAUGCUUUACACCUCAACCUACUGAUAUUAUCCUCUGUACCCUUCCAAAUACCCUUCCAAAAUCUGGCACAACCUGGCUUAAGGCACUAUGCUUUGCAAUUUUUGCAAGAAGCCAAUAUUCUGAUGGUUCUAAAAUAAACCCUUUGCUCAAAAAAAUGCCACAUGAUAUUGUGCCUGUUCUAGAGUUUUUAUAUUGUAUGGGUCGUCAAAGAGACUCUAGAACUCCAUUGUUGUCCACUCAUGUUCCUUAUGCUUCCUUGCCCAAAUCAAUUAUCAAGUGCUCUACAUGUAAAGUAAUUUAUAUGUGUAGGGAUCCUAAAGAUGUGUUUAUCUCGCAGUGGCACUUUGUAUGUAGGCAAUUGGAUAUUGAUGCUAUUCCAUUGCAAGAGGCAUUUGAUAAGUUUUGUAUUGGAUUAUCUGCUUAUGGACCAUAUUGGGACAAUAUUUUAGGAUAUUGGAAAGCAAGCUUGGAACAUCCUGAGAAAAUAUUGUUUUUAAAAAAAUAUGAAGAUUUACAGCAUGAUACGUUGUUCUAUGUGAAGAGAAUAGCAGAGUUCAUGGGUUACCCUUUCACUGCAGAAGAAGAAAGACAAGGUAUUGUGCAAAACAUAGUUAAUUUGUGUAGUUUUGAAAGCUUGAGCAAUUUGGAGGUGAAUAAGAGUGAUAAGAUUGGCACUGCAUUUCCUUCUAAAUUUGAAAAUAAUGCGUUCUUUAGAAAGGGUAAGGUAGGUGAUUGGAAGAAUUAUUUAACUCCCGAGAUGGUAAAACGACUUGAUCAGAUAACUAAAGACAAAUUCAACGGUUCCGGCAUUACUUUUUAAGCUGUUUAACAGCUUCCAGUGUAUUAGCAUGGAUUGUUUCUAAAAUUAUUCUUCUGUGUUUAGAAUUAAUGGUGUGAGUUGUUUGUUCAUUACAAAUUUUAUGUUUCAGAAUAAAUGGUGUGAUUAAAUCUUGAAGUUGAAAUAAGAACUUGCAUAUGCAUAUUUCUUUUCU